CACAAUGGUGUGCAUGAAUGUCCUGGCUGAUGCUCUCAAGAGCAUCAACAAUGCCAAAAAGAGAGGCAAAAGCCAGGCGCUUACUAGGCCAUGCUCCAAAGUCAUCGUCCGGUUUCUCACCAUGAUGAUGAAGCAUGGUUACAUUGGCAAAUUUGAAAUCACUGAUGAUCACAGAGCUGGGAAAAUUGUUGUGAACCUCACAGGCAGGCUAAACAAGUGUGGAGAGAUCAGCCCCAGAUUUGAUGUGCAACGCAAAGAUCUAGAAAAAUGGCAAAAUAAUCUGCUUCCAUCCCACCAGUUUGGUUUCAUUGUACUGACAACCUCAGCUGGCAUCAUGGACCAUGAAGAAGCAAGAUGAAAACACACAGGAGGGAAAAUCCUGGGAUUCUUUUUCUAGGGAUGUAAUACAUACAUUUACAAAUAAAAUGCCUCGUGGAAAAAAAAAUUAUAUUCAUUGCCAAUUCUCUUCUUAAGCAUUUAGACUGGAGAAAAAUCACAUCAUUAUGUUAAGCUAUAAGCCAAUCUGGCCAAUCAACCCCUAAAAAUCCCAAGAAUAAAAUUCUGAUCGCCCUUCUAGAAAUAAAAAUAGGAUAAAUGCUUUGAAAUAUAUGUGGUAACUUGCUGGAGAAAAUGAAUUUUCUCCAGAUUUCACAAAAUAAAAAUGGAAACUCUUUUUGGGUUUGUUUUGAAUCUGGUCCAGAUGGAUGAAAUUCUCCGGAAACCUGACCCUUAAUACAAAACUCCCAUUUUUUAUACAUUCAAAGACGAUCGCGAUCAAUUUA
Messenger RNA from Gorilla gorilla gorilla (western lowland gorilla), 782 nucleotides. Its product is annotated as small ribosomal subunit protein uS8-like. Gene Ontology annotation, biological process: translation. The transcript has a single exon. Gene Ontology annotation, cellular component: ribosome. The record is from RefSeq and is a predicted model, not a curated record. NCBI's taxonomy places the organism in Eukaryota, Metazoa, Chordata, Mammalia, Primates, Hominidae. Bases 5 to 358 code for a protein of 117 amino acids. Gene Ontology annotation, molecular function: structural constituent of ribosome.